This is a messenger RNA of Eufriesea mexicana, 1326 nucleotides long. Its product is annotated as rRNA methyltransferase 3, mitochondrial. Lineage: Eukaryota; Metazoa; Arthropoda; Insecta; Hymenoptera; Apidae. Gene Ontology annotation, molecular function: RNA binding; RNA methyltransferase activity. The transcript has 4 exons. Bases 55 to 1326 code for a protein of 423 amino acids. Gene Ontology annotation, biological process: RNA processing. The record is from RefSeq and is a predicted model, not a curated record.
AUAAAUAUUAUAAGUCAUAAACAUCAUACAACAGAAAUUUUACACACGUUAAUAAUGGUAUUUUUCAAUGUUAUACAUAAUACUAUUCGACCUCUUCGAUACAUAAAAACAUUACCUACAGUUAAUUUGACUAUUACACGAACCUAUGCAAGAUGGGUUAGUCGAAAACCUGUUGCGAUUGUUAACGAAGAUAAACUUUACGAUUAUGAAGAUACUAAUAAACCACAAAUUCCUCAACAAAAGACAUUUCCUAGAAAAAAAUCAAGAGAAACUAAACAAAAGAUUUCUCAGAAAACAGAAAGUGAAAAUACUCAAAUGACUGUAAAAAGUAAUAUAUCUACCAAACUUUGGAAAAAUAAUAGUAUUGUAACGUCUUUGUUAUCUAAACUUAAAUCAAGAAAGAAGGCAGAAAAAGCUAACGAGAUAAUUUUAGAAGGACACAGAUUAAUCAAAGAUGCUUUAAAAUUUGGUUUGAUACCAAGUGCAAUAAUUUUUAAUGAUUCAUUGGAUAUAGAACAAUUAGAAUUACCUGAAGGAGUUCCAUUAUACAAAGUUCCAUAUAAAACAAUUCAGUUAUGGUCUAGUGUAGUCAAUUCACCUGGGUUAUUAGGAAUUUUUAAAUCUUAUGAUAUAUAUAAAAAGACUGCAGCUAAGAAUGCAUUACCACUCACUAUCAUUUGUGAUAAUGUAAGAGAUCCAGGAAAUUUAGGGUCUAUUAUGAGAGUUGCUGCAGCUGCAAGCUGUGAAAAAUUAAUAUUAAUUAAAGGAUGUGUAGAUUUAUGGGAUCCAAAAGUUUUAAGAAGUGCAGCUGGUACACAUUUUCACUUACCUAUUCGUUCAUUUUUAACAUGGGAUGAGGUUCCACCACUGAUUGAAGAAGAUAGUCACAUUUUUAUAGCAGACUGCAACUUUAGUGAUAAAUAUUUGUUCAAUUACUCACCAGAUGUACUUCAUCCAAGUUUAAAAAUAUUUGAUAUUGAUCCAGAAGAUAUCAAAACAAAAUUUUUUCCAAAUAAUGAUGAAACAAGGAAGAAAACAGAAUCAGAAAUACCAACAACUAAAAAGGUGCUGGAACAAUUUAUGUUAAACUUACCUAUUAUUCCCUAUCAUUCUAUAGAUUACACAAAGAAAGAAUCUGUAAUUGUUAUAAGUGGAGAAACUGUAGGUUUGAGUCUUAACUGUUAUAAUUUUCUGAAAGAACGAAAAAGUAUUCGUAUUCAUAUAUCUAUAGAAAAAGAAGUAAAUAGUUUGAAUGUUGGUGUGGCCCUUGGUAUUCUUAUCUUUGAAAUUAAAAGACAAUUUCUCAAGAAAGACAGCUUUUGUUAA